UUCGCAACCUUGUGAUAACAUCCGCGAUCCUGGCGUCUGAGUUCGAUUCUCCAUAUGAUUCCUUGGGUAUAGUUUUAUACUGUGAAAAAAUCCAUUGCGGAGAUGAAGAAAGUGAUUUUGAAACACUUGACUGAGAAACAGCAGCCAUCCCGCUUGGAGCGUAAUUUUGAAAAAGAAGGUGUUAUCUACUAACUGCCUAUAAAUUUGAUUAAGCCACACAGUUUCCAAGAGAGUAGUAUAACAGCUGUUGUCAUCUUUUUGUGUUUUUUUUUAUAAUUUGAAUAAUCAAUGUCUGUUCUGGGCUAUACUUUUCCGACCGGUUUCUCUCGCCAAGCAGUCGAGAACGAUCAGCCAUUCCGAGAAGAAUCAGUACAACCAGAAGAAUCAUGAAUACUUAAUACUAGCCUUCGGAAUUCACGCCAUCGCUGAAACGCUGAAGUUCAGGUAUUGGAAUAUCUGAACGUUUCUUAGUGUAUUAAAAAAAAAUUGUUGUGCCAAAUGAUCGGCUAGAAGAUGUGCUAUCAUAAGAACUGGCUACAUACGUAACAUACAUACUUAGAUAUAAGUGGUCAUCGGUAUAAUCACAGUAAGCAGUGAUAAUGGCGAACCCUGUAGAGGCUAGUUGGUUCACCAUAAGGCACUGGCCAAGGCUGUCUUGGAUGUCAUCCGUUGGUGGAAUUUUGAUGAUACUUAUUCUUCAAAUGCAGUUAAGUAGUGCAGCGUUGAGAGAAAACGAACCCUGCAUGCUGAAAGAUAACACGCCCGGCAUAUGCCGUCCGUACGCCACCUGUCGGGAGAAAGUAACGAGCAACAAUAUCAAAUUCUGUGAACACAACGCCAAGGGAGCAAUCAUAUGCUGCCCAAUCCGUAAAGCCACGUCCCGAACCACGCUUCGGUCGAGCCGUUCAUUGUGGAAAACUAGCCGGAACUUUCCCACAGCAACCACAGAGAACGAACCUUGCACGCUGGAUGGGAUCCCUGGAACAUGCCGUCCGUACGCCACCUGUCGAGAAGAAGUAGGAAACAACAUUCAGAUCUGUGCCCAUACUGCCAACGGAGCAGUCGUGUGCUGUCCAAAUUCUCAAUCCCGUCUGAGAGCUUUUUCAGAACCUUCCCAACGGAAAUCCAGCCAGAAAUGCAGCGAAUACCAGAGGCUAGCCAACCACGAUGUAGCCGCAGUCGGGUUGAGCUUAGCUUCGGUCGUGUCGAUUUCCCAAGUCCCAACGUGUGACAGUAUUAGUGCGAGUCUGAUCGUGGGCGGAACACACGCAAAGCCCAAGGAGUUCCCGCACAUGGCGGCCCUAGGCUGGCGCAGGCCAUCAGAUAACACCACAUUCUUCAGGUGCGGCGGAACGUUGAUCAGUGAACGAUACAUCAUGACGGCUGCUCAUUGCUUAGUUCAUAUUGAAGGGGCGUUUCCAUCGUUUGUUCGACUGGGUGAUGUUCACCUAUUACGAGAUGACGAUGAAGCGCGUCCUCGGGACUACGAAAUAAAAGAUUACAUCAUGCACCGCAACUUUAGAAGAAAAAAUGGGAUGUAUAACGACAUCGCUCUUCUCAAGUUAACCAAGGAUGUUGCGUUCAAUGAUUACAUACGACCUGCUUGUCUGUAUGGCGAAGAAACAGCUCCUUCCGAAACGGCAAUUGCAACUGGAUAUGGAAAGCUGGCAUAUGAGGCGGAUUUUUCUAACGAACUGAUGAAGGUCUCCCUCCAGAUCUACGAUAAAGAACGCUGUAAUAAGAAUUACGCUGGUAUCAAAGAAUUGCGGGAGGGCAUGAAGGACGGCCAGCUAUGCGCUGGAGAUACCAGGGGCGGCUACGAUACCUGUAAGGGAGAUUCGGGUGGACCUCUGCAGAUCACUGAACAGGGCAAUCACUGUUCGUUCAUUGUGUUCGGGAUCACUUCCAUGGGACAAUACUGCGGCGGAACUACUCCGGCGAUUUACACUCGCGUGGCAGCAUAUUUGGACUGGAUCGAAGGGAUUGUGUGGCCAUAACUUACG
Molecule: messenger RNA, 2003 nt
Organism: Aedes albopictus (Asian tiger mosquito)
Lineage: Eukaryota; Metazoa; Arthropoda; Insecta; Diptera; Culicidae
Product: serine protease snake-like
Exons: 6
Coding region: 600-1997 (465 amino acids)
Biological process (GO): proteolysis
Molecular function (GO): serine-type endopeptidase activity
Source: RefSeq, a predicted model, not a curated record